AUGUAUUCUUCAAUCUCAAAGACUCGGCUGGUUAUACGCCCUUGUCGAAUUGUGGCUCGCCGUCGCUACUCCGCACCCUUCGUUGCGCCAUCAAGGCGUUUCCAUCUAUCACGAACGCGGCUCUCGUCAACAGAAGAUCCGAAUGAUGUCGAUUCUGCCACGCCAGAAAAUUCCUCGGAGGACAAAUUCUUAAAACCUCAGACUGGUUUCCCUUUUGGAAUCCCUGGUUUCCCUGGCAUUCCCAGUAAUGGCUUCCCCAAUGCUCCCCCGGACUCAGAUCCAUCCUCCGACUCCGCGAACUCGAUCACGAAAUCAUACGGCUCGGCCGCGCGCAGAGCGAUGAGAAAUAGGAAAUCAUCUCAGCAAUCACCUCAGGCAGCGACAACUGUGCCGACUUGGUUUCACAAGCGCAAUACGGUGGCUCGUGAUCAGCAUGAGAGUUCCCUUGCGCAAUCAACACAGCGGGUCAAGAUCAUCAAGUCAGGACCUCAGCCAGAUUUGGAACAAUCUACAAGUCAAAAGAUGGCCUCCGGGGGCGAUCCCGAUCCCUCUGUCCCCGAAGAUACACCGUCAGAGAAUCGGUACUUGGUUGCGGAGGAGACAUGGCAAGAGCUGCGCGCCUCCGUCAAAGCAGGCCUACAUCUUCCACCGGCAAAGUUUGCUCAAGAGCCUUCGGUGAAGAAGUCACACUUAGUACUAAAGUAUCCUGGAAAGGAUGGCAUCUCGUUUCUCGACGCUGUUGUGAAGAAACUUGCCCACGAGCUUAGCACCGACUUGGUAACUCUCAACGCUCAAGAUAUCGCGCAACUUUUCAGCGAACAGGAUCAUGCAGACUCAGGUGUGACUUCACCGAUUCGAUCACUCGGCUAUGAUGUGUACCGAUCCGAUGUUCCUUCCAACCACGAAGUUGAAGAACAGGAGUUAGAUGAUGAGGAAGAUUUCGAGGAAGUUGGUCCCCGGGGAAUUCGUGGCCCAAUGACUCCCCGAUUCCUCGCAAUAGAAAGCGCCAAAGAGUCAGGCGACAUCCCAAUUUCCAACUUCCUUGGAUUGAAGGGUCUUUUAGGUGGACCUAUGAACAGGCAAACAGAUGCGGACCCAGAUGCCGGUGCUUCACAAGGCAACCGCACUGAAAAUCGAUGGAUUGAAUUAAUGAAUGGGCUCAUCGAAUCAUCGGCCCGGCCAAAAAAAACCCCCAGUGAAUCGACAGAAUCCCCCGAUGCGGACUCCGACAAAGCCCCCCUAUCUCGGGAAGUCAUUAUACACAUAGAGGACUACUUUGAGAUUCAAGGUACACGGGAUGGUUCCAGAUUCAUCUCACUCUUGCACAAGGUCAUCCAAGGACGAAGAGCAGCAGGGUCUAAGAUUCUGGUGGUCGGGACAAGUUCUGGCGAAGUACAUCCCGUGCCCUGGCUUCCACGGAAUUUCCUUGAUGAUAACCAAUUCUCGAAAACAUUACUUCUCACGCCCGCCAUGAGCUCUGGAAUUGCCGAGAAGGUCUUCGUAGAGGAUCGCAAGAAACGCACUAUGGACGUCAAUAUCCGCCACCUACAGAGUAUGCUUCGUUACCGAUUAAACGAACAGACUUCGCCCGUGAAGGAUAACAUACUUACCGACCGUGCUUGGCCCCUUGAGCCUUCAACGAUCAAGUCAUCUGGAAUUGAGGAUUCUUUCUGGUCAUACAACCACGUCCAUUGGACUGCCACCCUUGCACUCGGCUGUCUGGAGGCCAACGAGUCCUUUGGGUUAGAACACAUACAAAGAGCCCUUGGUCUCAUGAACAAAAACGACACAGUUACCCAUGAAUGGAUCAAGCAGAAGAUUUCCGAACAAAAAGAGUCAGCUGCAGGGCAGAGUCGAGAGAACAGUCGACAGCAAAGUCGAGAGCAGUUGCUGGCAUCUCUGCGCAAGACUUGCAACACGCAUGAGAAGAAGCUCCUCAAUGGCGUGGUUGACGCGAAGAGCAUUCGAACCACAUUCAACGAUGUGCACGUGCCUCCAGAGACCAUCGACGCCCUCAAGACCCUGACAUCCCUCUCACUCAUCCGACCUGAGGCGUUCACGUAUGGUGUCCUUGCUACAGACAAGAUUCCAGGUCUUCUCCUCUACGGUCCCCCAGGUACGGGUAAAACUUUACUGGCGAAGGCCGUGGCCCGCGAGAGCGGAGCAACCGUCCUUGAGGUCAGUGGGUCUGAAGUGUACGAUAUGUACGUCGGCGAGGGCGAGAAGAACGUGAGAGCAAUCUUCUCACUGGCGAAGAAACUCAGCCCCUGCAUCGUCUUCAUCGACGAGGCAGACGCCAUUUUCUGCUCGCGCACAGGAGCAGCCAGUCGUAACUCCCAUCGCGAGUUGAUCAACCAAUUCUUGCGUGAGUGGGAUGGAAUGAACGACCUUUCAGCUUUCAUCAUGGUUGCCACAAAUCGACCCUUCGACCUUGACGACGCCGUCCUCCGCCGACUCCCCCGCCGUCUUUUAGUCGACCUACCAACCGAGGAAGACCGCCACGCCGUAUUGAAGAUUCAUUUGAAAGAGGAACAGCUUGAGGACUCAGUCGACCUCGCCGACCUGGCCCGCCGCACACCUCUUUACUCCGGCUCUGACCUCAAGAACUUGGCCGUGGCAGCUGCACUUGCUUGCGUCCGUGAGGAGAACGCGGCCGCCGCUAAGCACACAGGCGAUGAGCCGUACAGCUACCCGGAGCGACGUAUCCUCACUCGCACACAUUUCGAACGCGGAAUGGAAGAAAUUUCAGCUUCGAUCAGUGAAGAUAUGUCUUCACUGACAGCAAUUCGCAAGUUCGAUGAGCAGUUCGGUGAUCGGAAGGGUCGUCGGGAGAAGACUCCUGGCUGGGGAUUCAUCCCUGCUCCCAGCGGCGAGGCCGCUACUGAGACCGCGCGUGUUCGAACAUAA
This is a messenger RNA of Penicillium brevicompactum, 2907 nucleotides long. Its product is annotated as ATP-binding protein. Gene Ontology annotation, cellular component: mitochondrial outer membrane. The transcript has a single exon. Gene Ontology annotation, molecular function: ATP hydrolysis activity; ATP binding. The record is from RefSeq and is a predicted model, not a curated record. Lineage: Eukaryota; Fungi; Ascomycota; Eurotiomycetes; Eurotiales; Aspergillaceae. The coding region runs from base 1 to 2907 and encodes 968 amino acids.